Molecule: messenger RNA, 737 nt
Organism: Protobothrops mucrosquamatus (brown spotted pit viper)
Lineage: Eukaryota; Metazoa; Chordata; Lepidosauria; Squamata; Viperidae
Gene: ADISSP
Product: chromosome unknown C20orf27 homolog
Exons: 6
Coding region: 1-672 (223 amino acids)
Source: RefSeq, a predicted model, not a curated record
AUGGCGACGGCCAACAAAGGCUCCAACCCCAAAGUGGGGGGUGUCCGUUUCUCCCCGACUCAGACGGUGGAGGGAAGCUCCAGCCACGUCCACUUUGAUGAGAAGCUUCACGACUCCAUGGUGAUGGUCAGCCAGGAGAAGGACGGGGACUUCCUGGUCAAGGUGAGCUCCAACCCCAAAGUGGGGGGUGUCCGUUUCUCCCCGACUCAGACGGUGGAGGGAAGCUCCAGCCACGUCCACUUUGAUGAGAAGCUUCACGACUCCAUGGUGAUGGUCAGCCAGGAGAAGGACGGGGACUUCCUGGUCAAGGUCGGCUUCCUCAAGGUCCUGCACAAAUACGAAAUCACGUUCGUCCUGCCUUUUGUGCAGGUCCUGGGGAAGGACAUUUGCCCGGCACCCCUCUCGAACCUGCAUCUCAAGGUGACCAACAUCGCCCCGGUAUCUGAAGGCUACAGGGUCAGUUGCGAGUACGUGGCCCACAAGGAAGGCGUCCUGCACGAAGAGAUGGUCCUUUGCAGCGAGACUAACCAGAGUGCCAGCAUCAAAGUCGUCGUGCAAGCCCGGGUGAUGGACCGACACCAUGGCACACCGAUGCUCCUGGAAGGCGUGAAGUGCAUCGGAGCCGAAGUGGAAUACGACUCGGAGCAAAGCGAGUGGCAGGGCUUUGACUAACCAGGAUGCGCCCUCUUCCUACUGCAGACUCCAGCACCUUCCCGGGGUUCUCUACCUAUAUAGAU